Messenger RNA from Coregonus sp. 'balchen', 9528 nucleotides. Lineage: Eukaryota; Metazoa; Chordata; Actinopteri; Salmoniformes; Salmonidae. The record is from the annotation of a GenBank genome assembly.
UGUACACACCGGAAAUGUGUUUCGUUCUGUUAUUGUUAGCAUGAAUGUAACUAGCUAGCUAAUUUCGAAUAUAACAGAAACAUAUUGAUUAGCAAUUGUGUUGAUUUAUUCGAAGCUCAACGUACCUGGCUAGACUCUAGUUGGCUGAUAAACCAGCCUGGGACGAGGUAAGUAGAGGAAUAAGCGAAGAGGCUGCUUCGUUAGAUAACCAUGAUGUGAAAUGUUCCUAGCUUUGAAGACAACUAACGUUACUGCUGUAUCGACAAUGUUCUCGACAUCAAACUAGCUAACAAUAGCAUACAUAGCACAACUUUCCCAAGUAUCUGUGGCCAGAUAUGGGGUUUCGCUUGAACCAGAAUCUGGCCUUACAGGACGGAGACGUUGAUAUGUCGAUUGUCCUUUCAGCCCCAGGAAGCAGCCAUUCAACUUGCCAUUCACCAGCUUUUCAAGCUUAAUAAUGUCAAAAUACAUUCGUUACUCACCAAAUAUGGAGUUUCGAUGAGCAACUAUCGUAAUUUACUGCCAUCACGGCCGGUAUGUACUUCCAAAAAACGUGUAAAUAAAAAGUUACAUGCAACCGAAAAAAGACCUCUCCAAUGUAUUGACCUGUUGUAGACUUCCGACCCGUUCAUGGAAGCUAGGUUCCUUGGGAUCCUUGGAACGUGUGCGAUUUACAUUGGAGUUGCCGACUAGGCAUUUUUUCGGUUGCUUGUACAUUUUUAUUUAGAUAUUUUUUGGAUGUACAUACCGCCCGUGACGUCAGUAAAUUACGAUAGUUGCUAAUCGAAACUCCAUAUUUGGUGAAUAACGAACGUAUUUUGACAUUAUUGAGCUUGAAAGGCGGGUGAAUGGCUGCUUCCUGGGCUUAAAGGAGAUUCGCCAUAUCAACGUAUCCCGUAUGGCCAGAUUCUGGUUCAAGUUUAGCUGAGCAUCAUUUACUUUUAAUCGGAGCUUCCUGGGCGUUAGAGGUCUCUAACACACAGAUACUGGAGCAAGCACAGCUUAUAUGUGUCACGUUGACUGCUAGCUAACUAUCCGCACAUGCUUCCCAUUUACUGCCCAUCUCUGACUGAUACCUUCCUCUCUCUCGUCUUAGAUUGCCACCUGAGAUACGUUGUCUGAGUGACACCUGCCGAAUGUAGCAACAUUAUAUUAUUCAACAUUUAUUCGAAAUCUCUGGACUGUGAACAAGAUCAUGGAAAAAGGUAUGCACAUCUCUUGUUUGUCUGUCUGCCUUUGGUUGCAAGUUGUUGCCAUUUAUGUUGUCAUCAUAAUCCAUAGUGUCUAACAUUGAGGUUUGUCUCUGUGUGGGGACAGAUAUACGGGCAGGUGCUGCAGCUGCAUCUGUGGUUGGGGCACCGAUGGGAGCAGCUGGGACACAGAGCCGGUCAGAGGACGAGGAGUCGACCGGGAUGAAAGAUAUCAAAAGAACAGCAACACAGGCUUUUGUUGGGGGUGGCGGUGUUGUGCCCAAUCGCAGGAGCUCUUCAAGGUUUGACUGUUACUCAUUUGUGUCUGUCUUGAUGUUAUAGCUUUACUCUGCAGGCAUUUUUUAGCUUCAAUCUUUGCAUCAGUUUUAACCUGAAAGAUGAACAUGCAACACCUUGUACAGUUCAGUGAUUCAAAAUAACUGCCUACACGUCUGACCAUUGGACAGCAUUCAUUCUGCAUCACCUACCUUCUGAAUUUGAAGUAGGCCUGCAUGAAAGGAAGCUCAGGGGUUCUGUCUGUUGCAGCUCUGGUGGCUAUAUGAUAUCUAACCUGUUCCUCUCCUACUCCCAGGUCAAUUAAGAGGAAGAAGUUUGAUGAUGAACUAGUGGAGAGCAGCCUGGCCAAGUCAUCCAGCAGGGUCAAGGGCCCACCUGUCAUCGAGCCAAUCCGCUGCUCUGGGAGCGAACCCUCAUCCAAUGAGAAGAAGAAGGUAUGAGGGAGGAAUUUAAUCCAAAGAGUGUUUUUAUGGGUUGCUCAUAUUGAGAAACGUAGAGGGGGAGAUACCGGUAGUUGUUGAAUUUUCUCUUGAUUAAAUAGCUAGAUGAUUAGCAGGUUAGCAUUUUUCGUCAUGAGUCUUGUUCUGGAAACAGCUCUGCAGUGGUCACUAGCUGGCACAGCCACAACGUCAUAAAAUAUUAUUUUAAACCAAACCCUAACCCUAACCACACUGCUAACCCUAAUGCCUAACCCUAACCUUGCAUUAAGACCAAAAAGCUUAUUUUUUUAUUUUCAUGAAUUUUUACAAUAUAGACAAUUUUGACUUUGCAGCUGGCCUAUCUAAGGGGAAAUCGCUCAGUUCUGCCUCCAGGACAAGACUCAUGACAAACGGCAACCUGCAGAGUAUUGUGCUGUUUAUAUAGUCAGUUCUUUCUUUGUCUCUAGACUCUAACUAAUAAGGGUGUCUGACCGAUGAUGAAAUGCCUACUAGAGUAAAUGCUGAAUAAGGUAAAGGAGAUGCCUCAUUGGUUCCCCAUUUCCAUGCUACCCUAUGUCAGAUGUCCAAGUCCAGCACGGCCCUCACGCCGCCCCUCACCAUGGUUAUCACCCACCCGCCCAUCGCCAAGAGAGUGAAGAAGAGCAAGCAGCCCCUCCAGAUCACUAAAGACCUGGGCCGCUGGAAAUCCACCGAUGACCUGCUGCUCAUCAAUGCUGUGCUACAGGUAACAGGCCUAAAGACAAUAGAGAUACGCUAUUGAUAUAUAACUGAAACAUCAGUGCUAUAAAUCAUUGGAAUUUGCAGUGUAGUAUACUAUGUAAACAUUGACCUUGAUUAAUGUAAAAUAUGAAUUUUCAAUGUGUUUGCGAUGUAGCCAGAUAAUUUUUCUAUGGAUGUAUCAUACAGCUCAUUGAUGUGGUAAUGUACUAUACACACUGUAACUGGCUGCAACUGACUGUGUGUGUAUUGUUGUGUGUGUGCUGUUAGACAACAGAUCUGACCUCUGUUCAUCUGGGAGUGAAGUUCAGCUGUCGUUUCACCCUGAGGGAGAUCCAGGAGCGCUGGUACUCUCUGCUCUACGACCCCGUCAUCUCCAAGUAAGAGCAACCCACACACCCCUGGCCAUCUCCUACUAUCCACUUCCUCCUAUCCUUUUCCUUCCUCUCUCUUUGUCUUUCUCGCUCCGUCCAGUAUAUUUGACCUCGACUGUUAUUGUAAUAGACAACCAAUUAUUGUUGAUUUGACUGGCCAAGUAAAGGCAAAUAAAAUCUCUGUGUGACAAUGUUCUACCCCUGUCUCUGUGUUGUAGGUUGGCAUGGCAAGCGAUGAGGCAGCUUCAUCCGGAGGCCAUUGCUGCGAUCCAGAGCAAAGCUCUCUUCAGUCAGGCUGAGGAGGCUCUGUUGGCCAAGAUUGCCUCAGUGAGUGAGUGGGGGGUUUCUAUGGUGUUUGAAAUAUGAAGUCCCAUCAGGUCAAGAUGGCCCAGCUCUUGCUCUCAAAUAUGGAGUCAGUCAGCUCCUACUACACAAAGCAACGCCCAAAUAUAGUUAUUGAUGAUCUCUAUUGCAUCUCAAACUUUUAAUCAUACACACACAGUUCAGAGAUGGUUUAAUAAACAUCAUAAAUCAGAACCAUAUACAGUCCUCACCAUAUGAAUUUGGAAAGUGAAUCUACAUUUUUACAUUUGGCUUUAUACUCCAGCAUUUUAUUUAAUUGUAUUUUCAUGCAUAUCUGUUUUACCAUUUAGAAAUUAAUGCACUUUAUGUAUCAGUUCCCCUGUUUGAAGAAUUCACAAGUAUUUGUACAAAUUCACUUAAAGUGUAUUAAAGAAGUCAAAAGUUUAGUAUUUGGUCCCAUAUUCCUUGCACACAAUGACUACAUCACAAUGACUAUAUUUUAAUAAUAAUAAUAAGCCAUUUAGCAGACGCUUUUAUCCAAAGCGACUUAGAGUCAUGUGCAUACAAUUUUACGUAUGGGUGGUCCCGGGAAUCGAACUCACUACCCUGGCGUUACAAGCGCCAUGCUCUACCAAUUUAGCUACAGAGGACCACAAUGGUGAAUGGUGAAUAAUGUAUUGUGUCAUUUUGGAAUCACUUUUAUCAUAAGUAAGAAUAGAUAUUUCUGAACACAUAUUACUUAUGUCAUCAUUCACCAUUCAGUUAUUAUUUGGCAAAACAUAACCCAAAACAAACAACGAGUCCCAAGCUUGAUGUAGUCAUUGUGAUGUAGCCAUUGUGAUGUAGUGGUCUAAGGCACUGCAUCGCAGUGCUAGCUGUGCCACUAGAGAUCCUGGUUCGUCGUAGGCUCUGUCGUAGCUGGCCUUGACCGGGAGACCCAUGGGGCGGCGCACAAUUGGCCCAGCGUCGUCCAGGGUAGGGGAGGGAAUGGCCAGCAGGGAUGUCGCUCAGUUGGUAGAGCAUGGCGUUUGCAACGCCAGGGUUGUGGGUUCGAUUCCCACGGGGGGCCAGUAUGAAAAAAAUAAAAUAAUAAUAUGUAUGCACUCACUAACUGUAAGUCGCUCUGGAUAAGAGCGUCUGCUAAAUGACUAAAAUGUAAAUGUAAAUGUAUGUAGUCAUUGACUGCUAGGAGUAUGGGACCAAAUACUAAACAUUUGACUACUUUAAUACACAAUCAGUGAAUUUGUCCAAAUACUUAUGACUUCUUCAAAUGUGGGGAAGGGAUGCAUAAAGUGCUUUAAUUUCUAAACGGUAAAACAGAUACACCCUCAAAUAAAAGGUGACAUUCUGUACUGUCGUCUCAUAUGAAAUAUUUGACUUCAAAUCCAAAAUGCUGGAGUAUACAGUGAGCUCCAAAAGUAUUGGGACAGUGACACAUUUUUUGUUGUUUUGGCUCUGUACUCCAGCACUUUGAAUUUGAAAUGAUACAAUGACUAUGAGGUUCAAAUGCAGACUGGCUUUAAUUUGAGAGUAUUUUCAUCCAUAGUCCCCCCAUUUUAGGGGACCAAAACGAUUGGGACAAAUUCACUUGUGCGUUAAAGUAGUCAAAAGUUUAGUAUUUGUUCCCAUAUUCCUAGCACGCAAGUCCUGAAUGAAUCGUGAAUAAUGAUGAGUGAGAAAGUUACAGAUGCACAAUUAUCAUACCGCCAAGACAUGCUAACCUCUCACCAUUACAAUAACAGGUGAGGUUAGCAUUCUAUUCUUAUUUACAAUAAAAGCGACUCAAAUUACACUACAUUAUUUACAAUUAAAUUCUAUUGGGCACAAAAUAAUCUGAAACACAACCAAAACAAACAGCAAAUACAUCAAACAAGUUUGUAGAAUCACAAGCUUGAUAUAAUCAUUGACUGCUAGGAAUAUGGGACCAAAUACUCAACCUUUUGACUACUUUAAUACACAUAAGUGAAUUUGUCCCAAUACUUUUGGUCCCCUAAAAUGGGGGGGACUAUGUACAAAAAGUGCUGUAAUUUAUAAACGGUUCACCCGAUAUGGAUGAAAGUGCCCUCAUUAAAGCUGACAGUUUGCACUUUAACCUCAUAGUCAAUAUAUCAUUUAAAAUCCAAAGUGCUGGAGUACGGAGGCAAAACAACAAAAAAUGUGUCACUGUCCCAAUACUUUUGGAGCUCACUGUAGAACCUCAUUUCAAAUGUUAGCUUCAUUGUCCAAAUACAGAUAGUGUGGACUGACUGUAUAUACAUGUGUAUAUAGAGUGAUUUAUACACAUUUGUGUAUAUAUGGUUCUGUCAUAAACUAAGUGUAGUGAUGCUGGAAAAAGCAUUGACCUGCCCAUUGGUGAAAUAUUUUUCUCACUGCAUAUGUUUACAUGUGUGGGAUUGAUGGCACUAUAUGUUUGUCAGUUUGAAGAAGUGAGUGUGGGUUUGUUUAAAUAUGUUUUUGAAUAAGUGUGUGUGUGUGUGUGUGUGUUUGUUCUGAUGAACAGAGCAGUCAGCCCAAGCUGGAGGUGUUCCAGGAGCUGCUGAGUAAGCACCCCAGUGUGUUCUACCCCUCCCGCACUCCCAAGAGCCUGCUGGUGCACUGGCAGCUGCUCAAACAGUACUACCUGCUGGAGGACCAGAGUGGUGAGAGAAACUCAACUGGCCUUAUUGGUUCAUUACACAGGCUUCGUCCCAAAUGCCACUCUAUUCCCUUUUAGUGCACUACUUUCGACCAGAGCCUCUGGUCAAAAGUAGUGCACUAAUAAGGAAUAGGGUGCCAUUUGGGAUGCACAACACUGUUAGUCCAUUACUUGACAUCCAUGAAGUGAAUUAUUUCUAAAAGUUUUUAACUACACACAUAUGUUCCCCUGUUGCAAACUGAAACUAAGUGAUCAAAGAGAAAGGAGGACCAAGGCACUCGUCAUAUAAUUAAUUAAAAUGCCUUUAUUUGUAUGGCAUGUCCAAUGGAAACAAAGUUUAAAAACGUAAACUUUGUUUCCAUUGGACAUGCCAUACAAAUAAAGGCAUUUUAAUUAAUUAUAUGAAGAGUGGCUUGGUCCUCCUUUCUUUUUGAUGACCAAUUUACCCCUUUUACCAAAGAGCACCUUCUGUUUACCAAAAUCUACUAUUGUGUACCUUAGCAGCGCUUCCCUUCCUUCUUUUUUCGUACAACUAAAACUAAGUGAGUUGAGUGCCCAUCAGUCCCCCUAUAUAUGAGGCCUUAUUGUAUGGUUUCAUUCUCUUUUGCAGUCCAACCUUUCCCUAAAGGCGACCAAGUCCUCAACUUCUCUGAUGCUGAGCAGCUGGUGGAUGAUGCUAAGCUAAAGUAAGAGAACCGGUCAACAUUCUGACCACAAUUAAUUUCCAGUUUCCCUGAGGUAAAAUUCAGAGCUCCGCCUGUCUCUGUCAUUCUAAUCAGUGUCUCUGUCUCGUUACCCAGGGAGAGCAGGGAUGAGGUGCUGGAGCAUGGUGAGUUACUCAAACAUAGAACCUUGUACAUUACUAACACAUAAAAAGGAGUCUAUCUAAGAAGGUGCUUCAUUGAUCAAAUUCAAAGCACCUGAAUGCAUGUUCCUGAAUGCAUGUUGAUUGGCUUUGAAAUCUGUUGUCAUCUCUUCUCCUCUUCAUCAUUCUCUCUCCUGCUGCCCUUCCUCAUUCUGUCCCCACUCUUAGAGCUGAUGAUCUCUGACCGCCAUCAGAAGAAGGAGAUAAGACAGCUGGAGCAGGAGCUACCACGCUGGCAGGUACUGGUGGACAGCAUCACAGGUGAGAGUGUGUGCCUGUGUGUGUGUGCACAUGCAUGUGCGCGUGUGUAUGUGUAAGAAGACACUCUUGCAGGGCCUUUAUGUUGUUGUUGUGUUCUCAGGUAUGAACUCUCCAGACUUUGACAACCAGACACUGGCAGCGCUGAGAGGCCGGAUGGUUCGCUACCUUAUGAGGUCACGAGAGGUGAGCAGCUCAUUUCAGAUUGACCAAUUAACUGAAUUUACAGUACAGACAACUGUCCAAUACCAACUCAUAUUAGGACCAUAGUAAGAUGACUGUGGAGCAGGUUAAUUCUAUGGAAAUGUAUGCUUACGAAAUGUGAAAUAUAUAUUUUAUGUUUUUUAUAUAUAUAUAUAUAUAUAUAUAUAUAUAUAUAUAUAUAUAAUUUAUUAAGCUAAUCUGACUUUUCCUCUAGAUCACCCUGGGCAGAGCCACCAAGGACAAGCAAAUAGAUGUGGAUCUGUCUCUGGAAGGACCUGCCUGGAAGAUCUCCAGGAAACAAGGUGACUCACUUAUCACCUGCAGCACCAUGACAUAGGAUGCCUUUUUGGAUGCAGCCCAUAUCUGCAUUACCCGGGUCUGAAGCUGAAGAACCUGUAUUAUCUGGGCUCUAGAGGGCAGUGCCCGCCCUGUCCUCACUUCACCAUAGUGAAAUUAGACCCUGUUGAAAUUAGACUGUUUUCUGAUAAACGUCUAUCAUGUAGUAAUAUUAUGGCCCCAUAUCAGGACUUGAUCUAGUUUUUCAUUGUGUGUUUGUAACUGUUUAUGUCUAAUGCACAGGGAUCAUUAAACUGAAGAACAACGGGGACUUCUUCAUAGCCAACGAGGGCCGCAGGCCCAUCUACAUAGACGGUAGACCAGUCCUGUCGGGCAACAAGUGGAAACUCAACAACAACUCUGUGGUGGAGGUGUGUGGAAGGUUCUGGAAGACUUAAAUUGCAGGAUGUAUUAUAGGGUAGCUGGUGCAAGAAGAGUGAGAUGAAGAAAUGUGUUAAAGUGGCAAAAGGGCCUAGAAAAAUAAAAUAGACAACAGACUGCAUAGUUGAGAUUGAAUUAUGGAUGCCUGUCAUGGUUUUUAUUUCACAAUACAUGAUCUAUAACACAAAAUGUAAAUCUGGACCUCGAAGCCAGUUCCACUGCUUUUUGUCAAAAAUGUUCCCUUCUAAUCAGGCACUGAUUUAGACCUGCGAGACCAGGUGGGUGCAAUUAAUUAUAAGGUAGAACAGAAAACCAGCAGUAGUCGGACCUCGUAGGGUAAGAUUUGAAUACCCCUGAUCUAUAACAACCACCUCUAAUAAUACAUGAACUUCACAACAAGUAAUUUGUCUCUCCAGAUUGCAGGUCUUCGUUUUGUGUUCCUGAUCAACCAGGAGCUGAUCUCACUCAUCAAGGCAGAAGCAGCUAAGAUGAACCAGCAGUGAGAGAGCGAGCGAGAGAGAGAUGCCAAGAUAGCUGCUUUUAGCAACGCUGGUGUAUUGACACACAAGCAUUGCUGGGAAUUGGGUUGCAAAAACUGAACAGUCCACAGGCCAGAAGUUAAUACAAUUCUAUUUCAACUUACUCUGCCGGUGGUCUUGACGGUUGGUCCUUAUAGCGAGGGGAAUUUGAGACAAAAUAUAAAAAAAGAACGUGGAAAGUCUGUUAAAUAAUAUCUUUAGAUAAUUUGUCUCAAAUUCCCCCAGUUAUAAAGACCAACACUGGCUUCCCACUGACUGUUUUUUUGCAACCCAAUUCCCAGCAAUGCUAGUGAGUCAAUGCACCAGCGCUGCUAAAAGCAGUUAAGGGUAAGACACAUGCCUGUGUGCACUGCCCAGCCAGCUCCUCCAUACAGAGCAACGUACGGUGGCCUCUAAUGGACACACUGUACACCACCAGGAGCCUAGUAGACGAGGACCACAUGAAGGACCAUAGACUUGAAAUAAAGGAACCUGGAACCUCUUUAGUCAUGGUUAUACAGUGGAGUAAGAGCACGACACCCACAUACACACUCUGAAUGGUUGUGGUAUUUGGUUACAUCACAUACCUUUCCGCUGCUGGACAUUUUAGGGUGAAUCUCAUCUCAAAGAACCUCGAUGAUACUUUCCUUGUAACCACAGGACCAUAACACCAGUUUAGUCUUGUUUUAAAGUUUAAAUUGGGAUUCGUAUCAGGAGGUUCCACAGUGCCUUUAAGACAAUGCAUUUGUUUUAAAACUGUGUUUCCUUUUUGUUCAUACAGAUAGGUUUAGGUUGAAUUGGUACAUGCAAAGAUACAUUUAGGACCAGGAUAGGGAAUCACUCGUAAAAGUGAUAUUGUGUGUGUGUAUGUAUGUAUUAGUGCUACUUAAGCCAAAGCCAUGUAAAAGUCAAUGUGACAGUUUGUUAGAUUUUUGUAUGAAAGCUUGGAUUAAAAUGUCAUAAAUUGAGCCAUUAUUUUUUUCUACCACAAGGAGGAGCUGUUGGAUAAG